This is a messenger RNA of Lactuca virosa, 381 nucleotides long. Lineage: Eukaryota; Viridiplantae; Streptophyta; Magnoliopsida; Asterales; Asteraceae. The record is from the annotation of a GenBank genome assembly.
AUGCAGGAAACGAAACACAAAAGUGCAAGAAUUGGAUAUGGAUAUCAAUUAGUGUUUCCAUUCCUCUUGUUUUCCUUUGUUUUGGGACUUUAUGAAUAUGAGAGACGGAAGAGAGAUGAAUAUUUCGUGGAGCUGACAACUUCUGAAAGCUUCAAGGAUGUACAUCAGCUUGAAACAGAUGGUGUGAAAGGAAAUGAUUUAUUAUUAUUUAGCUUUCCCUCUAUCAUGGCUGCUACCAAUGAUUUCUCAGUUGAAAAUAAGCUUGGACAAGGUGGUUUUGGACCUGUUUACAAGGGAAAACUAAGUGAUGGGAGAGAAAUUGCAAUCAAAAGGCUUCAAGAACAUCAAGGCAAGGGCUUGUGGAAUUCCAGAAUGAACUAG